Molecule: messenger RNA, 1816 nt
Organism: Lontra canadensis (Northern American river otter)
Lineage: Eukaryota; Metazoa; Chordata; Mammalia; Carnivora; Mustelidae
Gene: ZNF688
Product: zinc finger protein 688
Exons: 3
Coding region: 354-1184 (276 amino acids)
Biological process (GO): regulation of DNA-templated transcription
Source: RefSeq, a predicted model, not a curated record
AGGCAGGCGCCAUGUUUGUUAUGAUCAAGGAAUGGCGCCCUUAAGAGCAUCCAUUGACAACUGAAGCCAGGAUGUCGCCAUAUUUUCUGAAGACACCUUCCGGGUCCCUUAACCCGGCUAAAUCCAAGGUGCCAUGAAGUGAAUAAACACCGAGGGAUUUUGUUUGUCCCCAUCACAACCCCCGAAUCCCUAGCUACCAGCUACCUCGGUGCCCUCGACAGCGUUCGGACGCCAAGGCUGGGCGAGGCCCCGACCUCCGGAGCCCUUUCUGCGGACGACGAAAGCUGAGGCCGCGCGCAGGGAGGCGGUGGCCUCCGGGACAGGACGGCCACUGCUCGGGGCCGGGAGGCCCCAUGGCGCCGCCCCCAGCCCCGCUUCUGGCGCUGAGACCGGGGGAGACCGGGCAUGGUUACAAGAAGCCCGGGGCCGUGAGCUUCGCGGACGUAGCCGUGUACUUCUCCCCGGAGGAGUGGGGCUGUCUGCGGCCCGCGCAGAGGGCCCUGUACCGGGACGUGAUGCGGGAGACCUACGGCCACCUGGGCGCGCUCGGAUUCCCAGGCCCCAAACCAGCCCUCAUCUCUUGGAUGGAACAGGAGAGUGAGGCUUGGAGCCCCGCCGCCCAGGAUCCUGAGGAGGGGGAAAGCCUGGGAGGAGCUCUGAGAGGAGACACCCCAAACAAGAAGAAAGCAGCACGGGAGGAAGGGCUGGGAGCCAAGGGACCCAGAAAGACUCCCGGCAAGGAGCCUUCGAAAGAGCUGGUUAAACACAACCCUGACUGGACCGUCAGAAAAGUUUCCAGCAGAGCACAGCCGGCCACCAGUGCUGCCUGGAACCAGAACACAGGCGUGCAGUCCUCAGCCCCAGCGCCCAGCGUGGACACUCAGGACAGCCAGCGGCGUCACGUGUGUGCAGACUGUGGCCGCCGCUUCACCUACCCCUCCCUGCUGGUCAGCCACAGGCGGAUGCACUCAGGGGAAAGGCCCUUCCCCUGCCCCGAGUGUGGCAUGCGCUUUAAGAGGAAGUUCGCUGUGGAGGCACACCAGUGGAUCCACCGCUCCUGCUCUGGGGGGCGGCGGGGCCGGAGGCCCGGCAUACGGGCUGUGCCUCGGGCUCCCGUGAGGGGUGACCGGGACCCACCUGUGCUGUUCCGACACUACCCAGACAUCUUUGAGGAGUGCGGGUGAGCCCCUCGUGCAGGCUGGAGUUGAGCCUGAACUUGGACUGUCUGAGCCCUGAGGGGGGCUCCCGUGGCAGGGAUUUGGGAACCAAAAUUAAUCCCUUGGGCUUCCCUCAAGGAUCCCUCAAGUUUCAAAACUUGUAAAAAGAAAAGUGCCUGUAAAGAUACAAAUAGAUUAAAUUUGACCCUACUCGCCCCAGUCUUUCUAAAAAAAAAAAAAAAAAAAAAAGAGUAGAGUGAGAUGCCGGACCUUUCUCAAAGUGUUAAUCUCAUUGAGGUUUUACGGUGGUCUCAGAAACUUACCCCUUGCUGCUGCUCUACAUCAGAGGCAAAGGCUGAGGGGACUAAGGCCUGGGGAGGGGGCCCCGGGACCCAGGGCAUGGUCAAGCCCCGGCUAAUUGACAGCAGCAGUGAGCCUGGGAAGUGACGUGGGUAGAAAGAGUACCGAAGCACAGAUCUAGUCUCCGCAACUUGUCCCCAGGCCAGCUGGCAAGUCACAUGCUGUCCCUGAGCCUCAGCUCCCUCAUCUGUAAAAUAAAGAUUAAAAAUAGCUACCUCAACCGGUUACUGUGAAGGCGGAAAUUUUAACAAGAUAGUAUGUAGGACACAGUAAAUGUGCAAUAAACAUUUGUUGAAAGA